Messenger RNA from Carcharodon carcharias (great white shark), 4206 nucleotides. RefSeq names its product murine retrovirus integration site 1 homolog (gene irag1). NCBI's taxonomy places the organism in Eukaryota, Metazoa, Chordata, Chondrichthyes, Lamniformes, Lamnidae. The coding region runs from base 597 to 3272 and encodes 891 amino acids. The record is from RefSeq and is a predicted model, not a curated record. The transcript is spliced from 24 exons.
GAUAUCCAAAUAACCGGGAUCUGAGGGGUUUGAUUCCGCCGACAGUGAGCAGACUCGAGCUUCUUGUGUCAUUUGCCGCUGACAAGAAACAGGAAACAGAUGUGUGGCCUUUAUCUCAGGAGAUCCUUGUCCAAUUGCAUCAACAGUCCCUUGAUAUCCACACUGGACUGUAUAUAGAUCAUGGCAGCUGGGGACUGCACACACCCCUUCUAGAUGCCCUUAAUCUAGAACAUUUCUGGAGUUGUCACCAAUUUGGAAGGUUAAAGUCUUUAAGACCGUUAUCACUGGGUCAAAGUCAAUUGGAAGGAGAGAAUCUUUCACCACCAAAGGAUCUUUUAACUGAAGAGACAGAUACAGAGGUCACAAGCAGGAACAACUCGGACAGAACCCCAUCCCAGGAGCUAGUUGAGGAGCAAAGAUUGAGCCCAGAUUCUGAAGCACAGCCUCCAGCACCCGCACUAUCAGAAGACGAAGAUUUCACUCCGUGCUCCUCCCUUCGAACAUUGCUGAGCUGUUUUGCAUUGCCAAGGCCAGACCCGUCUUGCCCUUCUUUUGGCCCUCUGACUCGCAGUCCACAUUGCAUUGUAGCCCCCACCAUGCCCACCUUACCUGAAGAAGAAGAAGGAAGUGAGGACCAGGACAGAAUGCAGAAUUUUUCACCCACUGUUGUGGGAGUUGAUCCCAGGGUGAUUGCGACACCAGCAAUUGUCCUACCAGAUGUCACCAGCUCUCCAGACAGGGAAUUUGACCAAACAACACAGAUAAGAUCUCACAGUCCUAUCCAGCGACGGUCCAGCAGGAACUCCAGAACCUCCUUGUCCUCAACAAGUUCCUUAACCUCUGUUGAUGGUGAUGGCCAUGUCUAUGAUCUGGUCAAUGAUGAGUUACCGGAUGUGCAGCUUUCAGACGAAGAUAAGAAGAAAAACACUGAACUAUUAGAGGAAGCAAAGAAGAUCAGUGAGAGGUUUCUCACACGUCGAUGCCGCCGUUCUAAAACCAGCCCUAACGAUUCUCCACCAGCACUCACUCCAUCACGGACUCCGAUAGUUUCCCCGAGCCCCUCCAGAAGUAACUCUGUGACCGUACAGCCGCAGAUUGGUUCAGAUCCGCCCACUGUAAACUGUGUAGGAAUAACAGUCGUGCCUUCCACUCAAGCGGGGGAGAAACCUCCUCCACCACCCAACAGGGACAAAGAAAUGAAGCUUUUGGAAGUCCCUGGCACAAGAGAACAGGACAUUCAACUAAAUUCUGAGAAACACACAAGAAAAUUAUCCCCAACCAGAAAGACUGUGGAAGCCAGAAAAUCAUCUCCAGCAGCAACGGGUUCCCAAGUCAUUCUCUUGGCAAAGAUAUUGGAGGCAUCAGUCCAGCCAAAUGAUCCUGCUUCCCUGGGAACUGAUGCCUGCAGAGAAUUCAAGCUAUUGGACAAGAGUGACUGUGUCAAAGCAGACCCCAACACUGAUACCAAUGGGGCAGAAGGUGAGUUGGGCAGUCCUACAAAGCUGGGAGCUUUGGAGUGCAAGGCCCUUCCUUUAAGGCCCUCUCAGCUUCUGGUUUCUGAAUUAGUUUCUUCGAAGCCAGCCCUCGAAAGCACCGAGCAGGCCAUCCCUCGCAUCAGAAUGCCCUGCAGGGCUGAAAUCAAGUCAUUUAGCUCACAGCCUCUUUUGCGCGCUGUUUCCUGGGAAUGCCUGGAAGCCGAUGAGGAACUAAGCUCACCACCAAAAUCACCCCCCAAGACUGCAGAGAGAUUCGGGUUCAACAAUGUGUUUGACUCCAGUCAACUGAAAGCAUCUAACUGCAAGGACCUGCCUGCCCAACCGAAGAUGCAGAAGCUUGCCAAGCUCCGAGAGGAAAAUAAAAUGAUGAGGAACCAAAACCUGGCAGCAUUGAGAUUACCGGAUCUCAGUGAAACAAUCGAGCAGGAUAGAGGUCCUUCUCCUACUCCCUGCCCAGCAGCCGAUGGGAGUAAAGGCAAUUCCGACAUCACACCAAAUAUUCCAGACUCACUGCUGCGGAAGCUGAAGGUUCACAGGUCAUUGCCCGGAGGCCUGCCUCCUCUGACAGAAAAGGAAAUCGAGAACACAUUUAUACAGCUCUCCCUGGCAUUUAAAAAUGACAGCUACACACUGGAAGCAAGGCUGGGUCUGGCAGAGAGAGAGAGAAACCUGGCUGAGGAGAACACAGAGAAGGAACUCGAAAACUUCAAAGCAGAGAUGAAGUCUUCCGCUUCGCUCUGGGUGAACUCUGACCGAGACGCCCAGCAGAGGCUCCUUGAGACCAUCACCGUACUGCAACGCUUGGCUAUCAGGCUCUCUGGUCGAGCUGAAAUGGUGGGGGCCGUUCGACAAGAGAAACGAAUGUCCAAGGCCACAGAAGUGAUGAUGCAGUACGUGGAGAACUUGAAGAGAAUGUAUGAAAAGGAUCAUGCUGAGCUAACGGAAUUCAAGAAGCUGGCUAAUCAAAAUUCAAACCGUAACUACAGUCCAUAUGGAGACAGUAACGAUGAUGGAGUCCCCAGAACAGCCCGAUCUAUGUCGCUCACACUGGGAAAGACUGUACCUCGCAGGAGGGUCAGUGUGGCAGUGGUUCCAAAGUUCAUUAAUUUCCCUGGGCAGCCUGCCAUCGCUACCAUGGCCGAGCCGAAUAACAGCAGCAGCUCUAACACCAUCACCACCAACACCACCACCAGCCCCAGCAGCUCCAGCAGCAUCAAUCCCAGCAGUUCCAGUGGGAUCAGCAUACAUUCCAGUCCGACACUGGCUCCUCUUGUGGAACAUGGGAAACAGAAUGGAGAUAAGGAGAAUGAAUGUCCUACUCCAGGAGAUGUCCAGCUGGUCAAGGUCGAGAUAACUAGCUCAGAGACAAAAGCCAAGAUCGAAGAGGAAGCUUACAAUAAAGGUUACCAAGAAGGUUUGAAAGCUCAUCUCAGCCAGGAGCAGGAGUUGCAGGAUGCCCCUGAGAAGGUGGAGGGGCAGAACAUGGAGAAACAGUCAAAGCCAAGCUUCAAAGAAGAAAGGAAGUACAGUAAGUUUGAAGAAGUUUCAGAACUGAUCGACAGACUGUGCCCGAAGUGUUUGAAACAUCGCAGUGUGAUCUGGAUUGUGGGGGCUGUAGUCCUCUUGUUUGCUGUUCUCAUCAGCAUCUUCACCUCUCUCCAUUAUCCGUGCGAAGAUCUUUCGAACACACCUAGCGGGAAGAGCAGCUGCUCAUCGGUGCAGAAAUACCUCUGGCCUUUCUCAGGACCACGGCACAAGAACCGUGCACAGGUGUAACUGAAAGUGAAGCCUCUCUGGGGGAACGAGAGUGCGAGUCAUUCCACAAUUCUUACCAUCAGGAGACAGCUUUAACGAGGUUUCCAUAGGCAUAUGAACACAGGCAUGUACAGAGGAAGUCUUCAAUACCAUCGUUGCGUGAACCAUCAACCCACAGAGUGACUGGCUGCCAACUUGCAACUGGGAACAGCAUAGCACUAAGUGAUGUAACACUCAGAGAUAUUCCAGCUAUUUAACUUUGCACCCUAACAAGGCAUUUAAUAAUUUUAUUGUUUCACUGUAUGUUUGAAUGUUAUUACUGAUAAAGGGGUUGUAAGUAAAUAUUCAUACUUCUGAACAAUCACAAACCUUUUACUAUUGUGUGUCUGUGAGUGAAGGACAAAUCAGUUUAUCAGAAAUAGUUUUUUAGUAACUAUGUUGUUGUUUUCAUCGACAAUUUCUUACCUGAUUUUCAGUUUAAGAAAAAUAAAAUCCACCUUUAAUCCUUCAUGAAGAAUUACCCAAAACAGGAGAGUCCCGGAGUUGGUUGUGAUCAAACUGCUCCAUGCUCUAGUCAGACCCACCUUGAGCACUGUGUCAUGUUCUGGUCAUGGAGACAGAAGAACAACAUUCAUACAUUGAAGGCAGAGCAGAGCAUGAGUCUGACAGCAUCAGAGGGUUUGAGUAAUGAGAAAUACUGGAGAGACUUGGGUUUGAAAGAAGAGAACUGAGAAGUGAUCUUGAAGAGUUUUCUAAAAUAAAUAAAGACUGCAAAUUAAGCCAGGGUAAUGGGAUAAGGGAGAACAAGUUCAAACUAGUAAAUGGCAAAACCAAUACUGAUUUCCUUGCAUAGAAUGAUGUAUGCACAUAGAACCAUAGAAAAGUUACAGCACAGAAGGAGGCCAUUCAGCCCAUCUUGUCCAUGCCAGCCCGAGGACACCCAGGUGCCCUUUCU